CGCAGCAGCUGGAGCAUGGACAACCCGCUAGCACCUCGCUGAUCGCAGAAGCCGAUGGCAUUUUAGCAUGAAGCGCGUCGACGAGCAGGACCCCAAGCGCGCGCUGGCGCUCCUCCUCCUCCUCGUGCUGGCCUCGCUUAUGACCAUGAGCGUCCUCCAGGAGACCAUGACCACCGAAGCCGGGCCGCUGCGCCACGAGCUACCGGAUGAGCUGCCCGACGAGCUGCGCCACGAGCUACCCGACGAGCUGCCCGACGAGGCUGUCUUGGUUGUGCCGUCGGCCGAGCCAGCGCCCUCGCCGGUCGACCCCGCACUCGCGUCAUCGGCGUCGUGGGUCCAGGCGACGCUCGGGCCCAAGCCAUGGCUGCCGACCGACAAGGCCGGCGACAUGUACCCCGUGGACCCAGCCGGCAAGAUCAAGUGCGUCGCGCUUCGGACAGGCCACCUCGUCGAGCACUUUAUCGACCCGACCGACUGCUACACGGAGGACGAUCGCCGUGAGAUGAUCCGCGCGCUGGUCUACACGCUCAUCGACGCCUUUGACGCGCAUGGCAUCGAGUACUGGCUCGACUCGGGCACGCUCCUCGGGUCGGUCAGGCACGGCGGCUUGAUUCCGCACGAUCUGGACGCGGACUUUGGCUUGACGCACGCGUCGUUCGAGCAGCUGCGGCGUACGAACCUGACGUUUCCAUCGCGCUACGAGCUCUUUGUCAACGACAGUCGGUUCUAUCGGCGCGGGCCGUACGCGUACCUUCCCGGGCGCUUUACCGAUACGACCAAGGGACUGUACAUUGAUUUGUUUGAGUUUUUGCCGUCGACGCGGAUCGAACCCACGACCGAUCGCGACGCCGCGACGGCGACGACCCCACAUGGCACCGACCCGUCAACAAACACCUCGACGCACCUCGAGGCAACGACAACGACGACGACGACGACGACGACGGUUGCGAUCGAAAUGCUGGGGCCCGCGGCCUCCAACUGCUGGUGGGCCUGCAAGAAUUGCCCCGAGCCAAUGCAUUUUCUUGUCCCGCGCGACGUGAUCUUUCCCCUCGUGCGCUGCAAGUUUGACGACCGAAUGGCGUGGUGCCCACGCCAGGCCACCGAGUACCUCCAAGUCCUCUACGGCAACGACUUUAUGACGCUCAAACACAGUGCGUCGUAAGCGUGGCGAUCACGAAUACGUAAGAAAUCUAGUUUUAAAUCGAGGUCGUGAG
Messenger RNA from Saprolegnia parasitica CBS 223.65, 1214 nucleotides. RefSeq lists its product as hypothetical. The transcript has a single exon. NCBI's taxonomy places the organism in Eukaryota, Oomycota, Saprolegniomycetes, Saprolegniales, Saprolegniaceae. The record is from RefSeq and is a predicted model, not a curated record. Bases 68 to 1162 code for a protein of 364 amino acids.